AGAUCCGAUAAAAAAAAAAAAAAAAAAAAAAAAAAAAAAAAAGUCUUGUUCGAGAGAUCUGAAGGAAGAAGAAGAAGGGGGAAGCAGAUAACAUGUCUGCGAUUGUUUGCGGGAAGAGAUCUCUGUUUGAGGACUUAGCCGCCGCUUCUCCUCCCGUCUCCAAGAAACUCCGUUGCUUUUCUUCGUCUUCUCCGGCUCGUUUUUCUCAUCCGAUUCCGCCUUCGUCUUCGCUUCUUCUCGAUCACCUCGCCGCGAUUUUCCCCGAUAUGGAUAAGAAGAUUCUUGAGAGGGCAAUCGAGGAAUGUGGUGAUGAUCUUGAUUCAGCCAUUAGAUGUUUGAAUCAGCUUCGUUUAGAAUCUGCCAAUAAGAAUUCAGAUUCUGCUAUAAACCAAUCUCCUGUUGUAAUCCAGGAAGCAAAUGUUGAACCUCAGCAGCAAGGAUCAGCCAAGGAGGAAGUCUUAUCUAAUGGGGAAGCAAAUGUCUUGAACUUGGAUGGUACAGAGUGGGUUGAGCUUUUUGUUAGGGAAAUGAUGAAUGCUUCUGACAUGAAAGACGCCAAAGCCCGUGCUGCAAGAGCAUUGGAAGCUUUGGAGAAGUCAAUCAAUGCACGUACUGGUACUGAAGCAAUGCAAAAUCUCCAACAGGAAAACAUGAUGCUGAAGCAGCAAUUGGAAGCCAUUGUACAGGAAAACAGUUUACUAAAACGAGCGGUAGUGACGCAGCAGAAGCGGCAGAGAGAAUCAGAAGACCAAAGUCAGGAAUUGCAGCAUUUGAGGCAGCUAGUCACUCAAUACCAGGAACAGUUGAGAACUUUAGAGGUGAACAACUAUGCUCUGACGCUUCAUCUGAAACAAGCUCAGCAAAACAGUUCCAUCCCGGGCCGGUACCAUCCAGACGUCUUCUAAUACUUUGUGAGAUCCUCUCGUAUAUCUCAGUGUGUUUCCAAUGUAUUUUUCUCUGUUGGUUUGUGACUAUUAUAUACGAAGUCUGGAAUCAUUGAUGAAUGACGAUAGUUGGGGAACAACAGUGUCUCCACAGUCAAAACUGUGUUUUUUUGUUGUUGUUGUUGUAUAUAUUGUCUUUCGAGUUCGUUGAUGGAUUCCACAUAUAUAAGCUUUAUUGCAAUCAGUUAACAAACA
Messenger RNA from Arabidopsis lyrata subsp. lyrata, 1139 nucleotides. RefSeq lists its product as uncharacterized. Lineage: Eukaryota; Viridiplantae; Streptophyta; Magnoliopsida; Brassicales; Brassicaceae. The record is from RefSeq and is a predicted model, not a curated record. The transcript has 5 exons. Gene Ontology annotation, molecular function: ubiquitin binding. Bases 93 to 905 code for a protein of 270 amino acids.